This is a messenger RNA of Stylonychia lemnae, 585 nucleotides long. Lineage: Eukaryota; Ciliophora; Spirotrichea; Sporadotrichida; Oxytrichidae. The record is from the annotation of a GenBank genome assembly.
AUGAGAAGAUACACUGACCCGAAAGUUAUAUGCCCUUUCAAUAAGUCGCACAUUAUUUAAAAGCCAAGACUUAUCUGGCAUCUUGAAAAAUGCCCAGAUAUGAGGAAGCAUCUGUAAGAGGGAAAAGGAAUUUUCAGAUGCCAAUACAAUUUCAUUCAUUUGUUCCUAGAAGAAGCGGCUAAAAAUGAGCAUUAACUUACUUGUGAAGAUAAUUAGGAUGAUCUUAUCAAAUAGAAGCUCUAUGAUGAAAGCUAAGAUCUUUGGAAUACUUAAGGAACUGCUUUUAUGGAAUCUAAAUGGAACUGUGAAACAGAUGAAGAUGACGAUGAAGUUGAAAUAAUAUAGCAACAAAAUUAUGAUAGUACCUGGGGUAAUUUAAAGUAAGUAGGCUCUAAAAGGAAGUUACUAUAAAAGAAGGAACUUAUUGAGAUUAGUGACGAUGACGGCAAUAUUAAUAUGACUGAUUAGGAACCAAAUAAUAGAGAAAAAUCGAGAUGGGGUUAAGUAGAGGAAAGCAUAUGGAUACCAUAAAAUUACUUCUCAAUACUAUAGUUCAAUGAUCAGUUUUAAUAAUUUCGUUUGUGA